Molecule: messenger RNA, 1992 nt
Organism: Aspergillus puulaauensis
Lineage: Eukaryota; Fungi; Ascomycota; Eurotiomycetes; Eurotiales; Aspergillaceae
Exons: 2
Coding region: 1-1992 (663 amino acids)
Biological process (GO): protein secretion
Cellular component (GO): endoplasmic reticulum membrane
Molecular function (GO): guanyl-nucleotide exchange factor activity; protein binding; GTPase activator activity
Source: RefSeq, a predicted model, not a curated record
AUGGCGCCCAACAUUCCCUCCGCCAAAAUUACACUCUCCUGUCCCUUGUUCGCUGCCGAUUUCGACCCGCGCAAUCACGCCUUUCUUCUUGUUGCGGGCGGCGGCGGCGAAAGUCGCAGUGGCGUCGGAAAUAAAAUUGUUCUUCUGAACGCGUUUAAACGCCACGAACUGAGCGAGGUCGUCGACGUCGAGCUCUCGCGGGAUGAGGAUUCAGUGACCUCGAUGGCUGCGGCGGAGUCAAACGACACCUCCAUAGUCACAUUCGCCGGGAUAAACAGCUCCCUCGCCUUGCAACAGCAAAAUAAAAAUCGGCAUCUACGAUCUUUCCAAAUCGAUUAUCCUCCGCGCCGUACAGGGUCUAAGGAAUCUACAUCCCCCGUGGAGAUUAAACCAGGGCAAACAGUCAAUCUAUCCCAAGAGUCGUUGUUCAGAACAGUUGCUGGGCCAAAGGGGACAACAGAUACGUAUCAGAGAAUCACCCGUUUGUCGCCUUGGAAGGAAGAGGGUGCUACCCGUGUUGCGGCGAUUACGACCGGAUUGGCACCAUCAGGCGAGAUUGUCCUUUUCAAUGCAAACACGAAGGAACCGGGAGAGAGUGAUGUUAUUGGAAGAAUCCGUUUGAACAGUGAUGAGGAGGCGGAAGAUAUUGAUAUUACGGGUCAGGAUGAAGUCGAUGGCACUUUCACGGUGGCAUAUACCAAUGGGCUUGAUGUCUUCACGUGUCGCAUCUCGUCGGAGACUCGAUCGCACGCCGCACCGGAUGUGAAACGUGUGUAUACUCCUCCGGUCAACACAAAGGGCAAGGGGCCACGCGCAAAAUUCCGUGCGCUUCGGUUCCUCUCCCCUACAACGCUAUUGCUUUUGCAGAAUGCGCCGGACCGCAAGGGCUGCGGGCUCAUACUUCUCGAUCUGCGCCCAAAAACAUCAUCCUCUUCUUCGCAAGCCACAAUCAUCCGUCAAUACAAGCUUCGCAAAUCUAUGAAGCUCGGCCUUGGCCUUGAUGCAUGCAACCUCGGCACUAAUUCGGAUGCCCAACAACAAUCAAUAAUCGCAAUCUCUGGCGGCGAUCAAUCCCUCGAGGUCCUAACCGUAGACUUCGAUUCCCGCCGGCAACACCGUUCAAGUGCAGGGUACACUCCUUUCCGAGUUUAUACUACCCUUCGUGAUGUCCACCCCUUCUCAAUGACAAGGAUAUGUUUUUCUCAUUUCGCACCCCCGAGCCCCGUUGCUCCGGAGACACCUCCACAAUACGUCAAGCUCGCCUCGGUGAGCAUGGGCAAUACCGUCGUCGUGCAUACAUUUCCGCUAUCCCCAGUACCACCCUCAAGCCGCAAUCCUCGCUAUGUCCUUGUCCGGCCAGGUGAAUCCGAAUUUUUAACGGGUCUCGCCGGGACUCUCGCCUCCAUCCUCUCCAUUGCGUUGGUUAUAUUCCUUCUCCAAGCUAUCACGGAAAUCCGGGGUGUCAUGCCUCCGUACCUUGGUAUCACGGAACACUUACCGCCGGAUAUUCGGGCCGCUAUUGCAAAGCCAUACAAUCCGCCUCCCUUUCCUCCUCCCACUCCAUCACCAAUCGAAGAAACACCUCAAAGCACAAACGCCGAGCCGGAUGAAUCACAACCUCAACUCCUCCGCGAUAUUAUCCCGGACUCGGAAACAUCCAUUCUCAUAUCCUGCAAUCCAUCGAACAAUGAACUCCUCGUCGAGCCACACACGCCCAAUCCCAACUCUCAGCUUCCGGAAGAAGUCUCGGAAGUAGAGCCAGAUCUAAGCUCACAUAUAACGUCCCACCAUGCUCGUCAGUGGACAGAUCUCUCGACCGAGGACCGCUUGGCAUGGAAAACUCAGCUCAUCAACGCCGGGCUUUGGGAUCCCCAAGAAUACGAAGACGAAGACGAGUCUAUCCUUGAAAGAGUCUUCGUUCGGGAGCCGUGCCCACAAGCUAGUUUCUCUAGCAAAGAUCAAGAGUCAAGCGCUGGUUCGACCGAGGAGUAA